GCCCGCCCUUUCCCGGCACGAACCGGACGCUGCCCGCCCGGUCCCAACCUCCGCACUGGGUUCGGCGGGGCCGCACCGCGCCCCGGGGCUGCCCGGUACCGGUACCGGAGCUCCUCGGUUUCUCCCGGUGCCGGAAUUCUCCGGUAACCCCCGGGUUCCCUCCGGUGCCGGUGCCCGUUCCCCCCGGUGCCGGUGUCCGUUCCCCCCGGUGCCCCCCGGUGCCGGUGCCCGCUCUCCCCGGUGCCCCCCGGUGCCGGUGCCCGCUCUCCCCGGUGUCCCCCCGGUGUCCCCCGGUGCACCGCGGGGCCGGCGCUCUCCGGGGCGGGGUUUGGGCCACGUUCGUGCCCCGGAGGGCGGAUUUUGGGGUGGCCGUGACGGAGGCGGGGUCGCCUGAGCCCAGCCCGGCCCAGCCCAGCCCGGCCCGGCACGGACGGGAACGGGAACGGGAACGGCGGCGGGUCCGGGGCUCGGAGCGCUCGCCGGGAUGGGGGGACACGGGGACAACUACUACGGCAAACACGGAACGCCGCAGAAGUAUGACCCGACUUUCAAAGGUCCCAUCUAUGACAGGGGCUGCACUGACAUCAUCUGCUGCGUCCUGCUGGUGGUGGCCAUUGUGGGCUACGUCGUGGUCGGCGUCGUGGCCUGGACCCACGGGGACCCCCGGAAGGUGAUCCACCCCACGGACAGCCGCGGGCAGUUCUGCGGGCAGCAGGGGACCCCCAACGAGAACAAACCUUUCCUUUUUUACUUUGACAUCGUCAAGUGCGCGAGCCCGCUGGUGCUGCUGGAGUUCCAGUGCCCGACCACGCAGAUCUGCGUCAGCAAAUGCCCGGACCGGUACAUGACGUACCUGACGGCCUCCGGGAACCCCGCGUCGCUGCAAUAUUACCGGAAUUUCUGCACCCCCGAGUACAAGGGCUCGCAGAAGGCCGCCCUCAAUGUGCUGAAGGACAGGGAGUGUCCGGCCAUGCUCAUUCCCAGCACCCCGCUGGCACGGAGAUGCUUCCCAGCCAUCCAGGCCAAGAAGGGCGUCAUCAUGGUGGGCAACAAGACAACCUACGAGGAUGGCUGGGGGAACCACAGGAACGUCACCGAGCUGCUGGAAGGGGCCAAGAAAGCCAACGUGGUGCUGGAGACCCGGCAGCUGGCCAUGAAGAUCUUCGAGGAUUACACGGUGUCCUGGUACUGGAUCAUCAUAGGCCUCGUCAUUGCCAUGGUGGCCAGCCUCAUCUUCAUCGUCCUGCUGCGCUUCCUGGCCGGGAUCAUGGUGUGGGUGAUGAUCGUGAUGGUGAUCCUGGUGCUGGGAUACGGAAUCUUCCACUGUUACAUGGAAUAUGCCAAGUUAAAAGGGGAAGCGGGGUCGGAUGUGUCCCUGACAGACCUGGGCUUCCAGACCGACCUCCGUGUCUACCUGCACCUGCGGCAGACGUGGUUGGCGUUCCUGAUCAUCCUGUGCGUGCUGGAGCUGGUGAUCGUGCUGCUGCUCAUCUUCCUGCGCAAGAGGAUCCUCAUCGCCAUCGCGCUCAUCAAGGAGGCCAGCAGGGCCGUCGGUCACGUCAUGUCGUCGCUGCUGUUCCCCUUGUGCACCUUCUUCUUGCUGUGCCUCUGCAUCGCCUACUGGGCCAGCACUGCCGUCUUCCUGUCCACCUCCAACGAGGCUGUUUACAAGGUGUUCAACGAGUCCGCGUGCCCAUUCUCUGGGCAGACCUGCAAGCCCGAGACCUUCAACACCAGCAACGUCACCAAGCUGUGCCCCGAUGCCCAGUGCCUCUUCGCCUUCUACGGCGGCGAGACCGCCUACCACAAGUACCUCAUCGUGCUGCAGUUCUUCAACGUCUUCAUGUUCUUCUGGCUCGCCAACUUCGUCAUCGCGCUGGGCCAGGUGACGCUGGCGGGCGCCUUCGCCUCCUACUACUGGGCCUUCAAGAAGCCCGACGACAUGCCGGCCUUCCCGCUCUUCUCCGCCCGCGCGCUCCGGUACCACACCGGCUCGCUGGCCUUCGGCUCGCUGGUCCUGGCCAUCGUCCAGGUCAUCAGGGUCAUCCUGGAGUACCUGGACCACCGGCUGAAAGCCGCCGAGAACAAGUUUGCCAAGUUCCUCCUGAGCUGCCUCAAGUGCUGCUUCUGGUGCCUGGAGAAAUUCAUCAAGUUCCUCAACAGGAACGCCUACAUCAUGAUCGCCAUCUACGGCACCAACUUCUGCACCUCGGCCCGGAACGCGUUCUUCCUGCUGAUGAGGAACAUCAUCAGGGUGGCUGUGUUGGAUAAAGUCACGGAUUUCCUCUUCUUCCUCGGGAAGCUCCUCAUCGUGGGAAGCGUGGGAAUCCUCGCCUUCUUCUUCUUCACCCAGCGGAUAAAGCUGGUCCAGGACACGGCGCCGCCGCUGAAUUACUACUGGGUCCCGAUUCUGACGGUGAUCGUGGGCUCCUACCUCAUUGCCCACGGGUUCUUCAGCGUGUACGGCAUGUGCGUGGACACCCUCUUCCUCUGCUUCUGUGAAGAUCUGGAGAGAAACGAUGGAUCUCCGGAGAGGCCUUACUACAUGUCCCCCGAGCUCAGCGAGAUCCUGCUCAAGGGGCACCUAGAACCUUCCAAAAGCACCGAUAGCCAAGGCUAGGCUGCCUCGGGACCCUCCCGGCCCCCUGACCCCGGCAGCGACUCCCGCGGUGCCUCUGUGUCCCCCGGAGUCCUUCGAGGGUGGCGGGUGCCGGCCCUCAGCGCCCAGUGGUGUCCAGUCUGCCUUCCUGCCCAAAAAUCCGCGUUCCUGCGGCGAGAGAACCCACCCGGAGCCGGCUGGGGCUCCCGGUAGCACGGAGCGUGGUGCCUGGAGAUCAUCGUGGGUUCGAGGCAGAGAUCCCUGCUCCUGAGGGAGGGCUGGCACGAGGGACCCGGCACGGAGGGACAGGGCUUGGUGGGAUGGGCCGAGUGCGUCCCGCCACCCCAAACCGGUCUCUGGGCGUUUCCUCUGCAUCUGCUUCGGCCAAGAGCAGUGAAACUUUCUUUGCCCUUUCCUCACCCCUUUCCUUGCAAUUUUCUCACCCUUUUCCUCCCCCUGUCUCUAUGCAAACCAUAAAAUUCUGAAGGAUUCCGGGCGAGGUUGCAGAGCUUUGCUGCUUUAGCUCAGCUUGUCCCUGUCCCCUGUCCCAGCCAUCGCAGGAGCCGUCACCAGUGCCCACUGGGACUUGGAGGGUUUCACUCCAGCCAUGGGGGGAGUCGGGAUUUCUCCUCCAGAAAGCCCAGAAAUGAUCAAGAUUUAUAAAAAACAGCUCUUGUGGCUCAGCCUCAGCCACAGCUCCCAGCCAGACCCUCCCAGGACAAAGCCCUGGUGUUGAUGCUCCCGUUUCCAUCCCAGAAGGAUCCAAAUCCCUCUCAAAACAUCCCCUGGGCAUUGUGAGCCCGGAGCUUUGUGGCUUUGUUUGGUUUUGGGGUGUUGUUUUUCCACGGCUGGGAUUUUCCAGCCUCGUUGGUGUGUCAGGAACGAGGGGAAUCGCUUUGCAUUGGCUCCAGAGCUGCUGGGAAGAGCUGAGGGCUCCCUCCUGCCCUUGGCUCUGUUCAUCUUUCCCCCCUAAGCAACAAAACGCCCAAAUUUCCUCUUUCUUCUCAACCUCUGCGGGCCAUUCCCACAUUUGCUAUGUCAGAGAGAGAAAAGCCCCGUUCAGGAUGAGCCCAGAGACUUUGCUUAACCCGGGAAUCGUUGCCAGAGGGUCCCAGGAGCCUCCACCACACCAACCCCACGCCUGCCCCCGCCGCGGGGCCGGGGAUUUCUCUUUGCAGUGGAAGACCUGGAGCGCAACGACGGCUCGGCAGAAAAGCCCUACUUCAUGUCCCAGGACCUGAGGAAGCUGCUCAAGAAGACCAACAAAGGCCAGCCCGACGCGUAGAGCGCCCGGCGCCGCCUGUCCCGCGCGGAAUUCGCCUCCGUGGACCUUGGACCGCCCCCCCGACAGUGUGGGUGGGCCGGUAAAAUGCAGAUUUUUGAUGACUCGGCCUUAAAUCCUUGCGCUGGUAACAUGACGAGCUUUGUCGCCACUAACGAGACGCAGGGCCCCGUGCCAGUGCCACUCCUGGGGUGAAAUCCCCCGAUUUCUGGGUGGCCAGCGACUCCAGAGUGAGUUUGAUUGGUGUUUGGUUCCGUUCUGGUCCCAGCGAACCCUUCUGGGGUCAGCCCGGGGGGAUCCGCGCGGAUCUGGUGAUGCAGGAAUGGGCCGGGAGGUGCAGGCAGCUCCUCGUGGGGUGUUUUCCUUGUGGCCCCCCCUAAACAUUGAAUUGCGGUUGUGCAUUCCUGCCCGGAGAGCUGGGACGGGCUGGAAUCACUUCCCAUCCCUCGCUGCCCUUUGUUGACACCUGUUCUGGGCCCUAAUUAAUGAAUUCUUUUAGGAAUAAGCUAAUUACUGCUUUUGUAGCCACUGCGUGGAGGGGAACGAGGGGGCCGUGAGCAGAAUUUGGGGCUUGAGGCUCUGUCCAGUUCUUGCGCCUCUUGGGGACCCGCAGCUUCCACAGGUUCCUCCCCAAAAUGUGCAUCUGGUCCCCCCAAAAUUUGUCGUUUUAGGGCGGCAAACCCUUCCCCAGCUUCCCAAACGCUUCACCUGCAUAAGGGGUUUUGGGACUCGAGGGGGUGGGGAUGGACCUGGGGGGGUUUUGGUUUCAUUCCAGGGGAUUUUAGCAAAGCCGGGGGCAGCUAGCACCUGGAGGGGGAAAAGGGAUUUUUUUUUUUGGUGUGGAAAGGGGGUCAAUUAAGUCUAAAAUGUAAUUAACUCUAACCUAAAAUGUAACAGAAUUAACCCUCAGACCCGGCGCAGCCGCCGCCAGCAAUUGGGCUUUUUUUGGGGCUCAUUUGUUAAAAAAAAAGGAUUUAAAGAAAUGCUCUGAGGCUUUGGGGGACAAUUUCCCCCUCCCAGUGCUCACCUGGCUCCAGGAAUUGGUGCCGAGGGAUCCCUUUGGCUUCUUUUUAUCCCAAUUCCCCGCCACCUUUAGGUUUUGUAUCAUCCAGGGGACGUUUCUGUGGAAUUAUCCAAUCCUUUGGGGGCUUUUGUAUAUUUUGCUUUUCCAGGAAUGUUUUCAGUCACGGUUAUUUGGAGCUUUUCCAGUGAAUUUUUGGGGGGCACGUUUUAGUUUCUCUGGCGCCACCGGGCAGAGUUUCCCUAGCUGCAAUCAAACACUGUAAUUUCUCUAAUUUUUCUUUUUGAAAUUCCCUCAAUUUUCCCCUUUUCCCCCUCGUUUUUUAGUGCAGCUGAUCAGAAGGACAGAGGAGCGGAAGGGAAAGUUGAAGCCAAAAAAAUGAAGGAAAACGUAAAACUAGAGAAGCGAGGGGAAAGACAGAAAAAUGAAGGGAAAGGUAAAAACAAAGCUAAAAAUGUAACAGUAAAGCUCAACAGAAAAGAUCAAAUUGAGCUAAAAAGAGGCAAAUCCUCCCUGUUUGGGACGAGUGGGAAUAAUUCAAGGAAUAAUCCCCAGACCUUGUUCCACUUACAGCCAUUCCAGCGCGUGUCCUGCAGCUCCUGAUGCUCGUUCUGGAUUAAUUCAGUGUUUUCCCUCCCUGUGCAGGUUUCAGGGUGGAUUUGGUUUUAUUUCUGCUCAGAACGUUCCUGUUGGGGGCAGAUUCUCUCUCACUCCUCGAUUUUCAGCUGUUUUCCUCCUAAAUCCUGACCCCUUGGGUGUGGGAACCCUGUGGGAAGCAGCUGAGGAGUGGCAGGAACUGGGUUUAUUUGCUUAAAAAGGCAAAAGCCAGCAGGAAUUUGGAAGGCUGGGAGGAGAAGUGGUGAAAGAGAGAAGAAAUUUGGAAAAAUGUGUUCCUGGGGAAGCCGGGCUGGCUCGGCUGCCUCCCAGCAGCACAGGAUUUGAGGAGAAUUAAGGAUUUUUAUAACCAAUAAACCCAAGUGGCUUUUUAGAGGUGAGUGGAGCAGUGAGGGAAAUAUUCCUGUAAAUUAGGGUUUUUUAUUUUUGGAAAACUCAGAGCGAGGGCGGCUGUCUGGGGGAAUUUGGUGUCCAGAAAAGCUUCACUCCAAGGCUGGGUUCCUGCUUCCAGGCAAAGCUCCGUGUCCAAGGCAUUAAAUGAUGGAAUUUAGGAAUAACGGCGCUUUUUCCCCCCCCGUCUAGAAAUGUGGCUUCUGUCCCUACAAACCUGAUUGUUCUGCAGGGCAAAGAAAACAACCCCAAAUCCUAAACAAUGCUAAACCUGCAGGGCUGGUGUUUUACAGGAAAAUGCUCAUUUUUCACGUGUUUUUGAGGCAUUAAGGGUGCUGUGACACUCCGGAGUCUCUGCGCGGUUCCGUCAGCGUCGCGACCGACAAUAAAAAAGUGCCUGUU
This is a messenger RNA of Camarhynchus parvulus, 6309 nucleotides long. It is a transcript of the gene SLC44A2, whose product is annotated as solute carrier family 44 member 2. Gene Ontology annotation, biological process: choline transport; transmembrane transport. The record is from RefSeq and is a predicted model, not a curated record. NCBI's taxonomy places the organism in Eukaryota, Metazoa, Chordata, Aves, Passeriformes, Thraupidae. Gene Ontology annotation, cellular component: membrane. The coding region runs from base 485 to 2620 and encodes 711 amino acids. Gene Ontology annotation, molecular function: choline transmembrane transporter activity. The transcript is spliced from 22 exons.